Molecule: messenger RNA, 3126 nt
Organism: Mycena indigotica
Lineage: Eukaryota; Fungi; Basidiomycota; Agaricomycetes; Agaricales; Mycenaceae
Product: DUF659 domain-containing protein
Exons: 8
Coding region: 1-3126 (1041 amino acids)
Source: RefSeq, a predicted model, not a curated record
AUGUCGACAUCCCGAGGGAAGUCCGGCGCGAAAGCGCGAACUGGUGCUCGCCAACCACCCAUCACUGCUGCACUACUCGGAGCACUCCACUAUGGCCCCGAGAUCCGCAACCUCGCUGCCCUCCUCAAAAGUCUUCCAUCGUCAAUUCCCCUCGGCACUGCACAUGACUUCUCAAGCCACGAGCUUCGGCAGGAGGCAGUUAUGGAGCUGGGCUGUGAGAAAAGUGUCGUCAAUCAAGAUCUCGAGUGGUCAUUUGGCAGUCGCGUGGAUGGAAAGCUGAUCGAGUUCCAGUCCCGCGGCCCCGGGCUCGAGGCAGUCACUGUGGUCUUGCGACAGUACAUCACAGGGCCAGCGGGACAGAACGUCGUUCUCAUCAAAUGGGUGGAUGACCUGACCGCCGCGGCACAGGAUGCAAUAGAGCGGUGUGGUGCGCAGAAGCGUAAACGAAAAAGUACGGCCGCAAGGCAGCGGAUGGAGGAAGACGAGGAUGAGGAGAAUGUUGACAAACGUCAGCGGUUGGAUACGGAGAACGACAAACAACAACGGGAGAUGGUUGCUGAAGCUGCAGCAAAGCUCACCCGUCAAGGCUCGAUUAAUCACCCCUUCGACGACCUUAUCGACAUCCCCCCACCACAACGGAGCAAGCGCGGGCGGGCCGCAGACCCAACUCUCGAGGAACUAACCAUCCCCUGCGAAACGAAGUCACUUAAUCCCAAAACCGGCAAGCCCUACAAGCGCUUUCGCUGCGCCGGCCCAGGCUGUCACGAGAGUUGGGCUGAGCCUCGCCAGGCCGGACGGGUCUUCCCUCAUGCCGCCAAAUGUCCAUACUUCUCAGCAGAACAGCGAAAUAUGGCGGCGGUGGCCAACGCGAAAAACGCGCUCUCCAAUGACGUUUCGAGCAGCGACGAUGAUGGGGGUAACGCCACAGCCAAGGACGAAAACGAGGCCAAGGCGGGCAUGUCGAAAAACCCCUACUUCGAUCCAUUUCGCGGCCUGGGGGAGGACGAACGGAAAAAGGCCAUUGCCAAGUUCCAGAAAAAGGCAAACCUGUAUCUGCUCGAGUUCCUGGCUGUUACUGGGCGCGCUCUGCGCCACGUAGACGAGAAUUCGUUCAAGAAGCUGGUGAAGCAUCUGAACCCUUACCACGGCCUCUUCUCAUCGACAACGAUGGCCGACUAUGUCCAUCGUGAGGCAGCAAAGAUUACGAUGAAGAACUCCACGCGCCUCCGCACAAUCGGCAACCUCACCAUGUCAUAUGACGGGGCCACUGUUUUCGGACAGUCAAUAUACAGCGGCCAUGUUACUACGCCAAAGCUGCGCGAAUCCUUCCUUAUGCUUGCCGACGAGUCAUCCGGCGAUUCACACACGGGUGAGCAUAUCAAGGACAUUCUUCUCGGUGUUAUCGAUGACAUUGGCCCGCUUCAAUUCGCCGCUCUGGUGUCCGACGACGCGGGGAACACUCGCGUUGCCCGUGAGCUUAUCGCGGAGAAGUAUCCAACGAUCAUCGCUCUCGCUGACGCACCUCAUCACCUCUCGAACCUGGUAAAAGAUAUCUGUAAGUUGGCUCAUUUUGAAGAGGGUAUCGAGAAGAUGAGGACCGUUAUCGGUUUUUUUUCGACGUCCACCUAUGCUGGCACUCAUCUCAAGGCCCUUCGUGUCAUCAUGGACAUCACGAAAGGACUGGUCACUGUAGGCAAAACCCGCUUUGGUACGAUGUAUUGGUCUGGUUACGCUCUUCUCCGUAAUCUUCCCGCCAUUCACGAACUUAUCCGUCUCGGCGUUGUUCGUGCAGAAGGCUCCGAGGAACAGUCAAAGCUGGGCUUCUUCCGGAAGGUACCAUUGUACAACGCCUUCAAGCUCAACUUGGAGCAGCUUGUCACCAUUCUUGAGCCCAUCGCACGCGCUAUCCAAUGUCUCGAGGGCUCGAUGACCACGCUGGGUGACGUGUGGAAGUUCUACGUCGCUAUUACUGCCGUUUUGCAGGACAAUUUCGCAGAGAAUGCCUUGGCCAUUCCUGACGAUGUCAUGGAUGCCAUUCGGCGCAUCGUCAAUGCUCGAUACCAGCAGCUUAUCGGGAGCACCGACGCGUAUCUGGCUGGCUUUUUCCUUGAUCCACAGUAUGUCACGAGUACGGUCCUCAAACGAUCCUCCGGCAAUCUACUUGUCAGCUCUCCUACAGAGUCAUCAUCAGCCACGCCGGGCAACCAGGCAGCGGAGGAUGGCGAUGCUGAUUUGCGUCGGAAGAUGCCUGCGUAUGCGGCUGUGGGCACCUUCCUUGUCAAUCAGCUCAAGGCGGAGCUCAAGGCUCGGCCAAACCUUAAGUCAUCGAAGGUUUUCUCACCAUACGCUGACCGCAAGGCAGUUAUUGCUGCACUGCGGUCACAGCUGGAGGCCUUCACCCGACAGCGGGCUCCCUUUAACCGACGCAAUGCCGCAUGGACGCGUGCCUAUCUCUAUUGGCGUGCACUCCUUGAUGAUGCGGAUGCAUCUGUUUUAGCGUAUAUUGCCCUCAAAAUCUUUUCCAUAAUGCCCACCUCAAUGCCCGAGGAGCGAACAGUAUCGGUCUUCACCAAGCUGUCGACUAAGGACCGCAAUCGCCAAGAUGCUAAGACCACCGUCGCACUCACCCAAGUGCGGCAGGAGGUUUGUCGCCGGGAUGGAGAGCGCAAACCGGCAGUCCAGCCACACCUCAAUUGGCGUUCAGUCAAGGCAGCAUUCGCAACUGCUGAGGCGGUAGAGCCAGCACUGCCGCCUGUUGCAAGUGGGUCGGGGUCAGACCUACCAGUCAUUGAUCUCUCAGCAGAGAACGAGCCUUCUCCGAACAUCAGGGUUUCCGAGGACGGAGUAAAUGAUGCUGUCGCAGCGGGUCUCCACGCUCUCAACACCCGCAGCUUGGCGUCAGACGUCUUGGCUGAUAUUGCCUUGCUUCCAAGCUUUGAGUCGACGCGAUUUGAAGCGGAGGACUCUGCGGACAUCAGCGACGCAUUCUUCCGUGAUCUUCUCAGUGAUGCACCUGUUGCUGGUGCAGAGAAGGCGGUAGGGAGCGGGGUCAUAGGUGGAAAGGGCAAAGAAAAGGCGACCCCGGCGGCAGUGUUUGAUGAUGAUAUUGAUGACGAGGUAUUCUAA